Puntigrus tetrazona (Sumatra barb) is the source of this 593-nucleotide messenger RNA. It is a transcript of the gene pclaf, whose product is annotated as PCNA clamp associated factor. Gene Ontology annotation, cellular component: nucleus. Gene Ontology annotation, biological process: regulation of cell cycle; translesion synthesis. NCBI's taxonomy places the organism in Eukaryota, Metazoa, Chordata, Actinopteri, Cypriniformes, Cyprinidae. The transcript is spliced from 4 exons. The record is from RefSeq and is a predicted model, not a curated record. Bases 123 to 476 code for a protein of 117 amino acids. Gene Ontology annotation, molecular function: chromatin binding.
UGGCGCUCCGUGAAGUCACGCGAUCUGGCUACUCUUUUAAAAAGACGGCGGGAAUCGCUCGUUUUUUUCAGUUCUGUGGAAGCUAUCGUUCCUGUCUGACGUUCAUUCGCAAAAACAACGCGAUGGUGCGAACUAAAGCUGAUGGCGUUCCCGGCUCUUACAGGAAAGUCGUUGCCGCGUCUGCUACCCGGAAAACUCCCAGUGCCUCCGGAUCCGUGAACGCGCACAGCAGCGGCGCGCAGUCGGGCACGCCUGCUAAGAAUAAAUACAUGGGUGGGAACCCUGUGUGUCCGCGGCCCACGCCUCAGUGGCAGAAAGGCAUCGGUGACUUCUUCGGUGGUCCUGGUAGAAAACCAGAGAAGGAGAUCUUUCAUCCCACGUCUGAUGAUGAGGAGGAAGAGCAGGCGGGCGGCAGCGGCAUAGCUAAAGCCCCCAGGAAAUCCAGGCCCAUCAUUGAUGAAGAGGACGAUGAUUAGUUUUGAUCUGUUCAUGUUUUACUGACUCGUGGCCAUUUUUAGUGUAAAUCUUUGUAUAUACUUUUAAUAGGAUGUUUCGUUCAUCUUGUACAGGUUUAAUAAAGUGAUUUUUCAGCA